AAGAACAAGGUCAUGGGGAGAAAUGUGUGAAAGGUGCGGUCUCUUGCCCAUCGACCCGCAGAAAACUCUAGAUCGAUCUCCUUCCUUCCACAUUCUUCUUUAAAAGGUGCCUAGUUUUUGUGUUAGAGUGGCGAAGGGAAUCAGAGAUCAACGGGACGAGUCUAGAGAGAUAAAACCCCACCAUCUCCAUCUCAAUCGGCAUCUCCCUCUAUAAGUGCCUUAAUUGAGCUUUCGGAGAGGCAUCAGUGUCGUGCUUCAGCUCUUAUUGGAUAAAGCUAUCAGGUCCCUUGCUCUCUGUCUCUCUUAAGCGCUUCUGAUUGCUUGGCAGCGGAAGGCAGAGGGUGGGGGUCGUGAUGUCGAGAAAGGGAAGAAGAUGAGGACAUCUUAAUGGCGUCGUUGUUUGUGGAGGUGGCGUUCAUGCCGGAGUCAGCGAGUGGUGGAUCCCUUCAGGAUCCUGGAAAAUUCCCCCUUUACGCUUCCCAAGUCUCUGAAUACGACCGUGACCCUUGCCCACGCCGAUUGGAAGGAAUCCCCUCUUGCCCAUUUCAUCACCCUAGACGUCCCGGUGCAGGGGUGAAGAAGGAGGACAUAAAGAUUGAGGUGGAGGAGGGAAGGGUACUGAGGAUCAGCAGCGAGAGGAAAGGGAUGAGGAGAAGGAGGCGGACGGAAGACAAGUGGCACCGGGCGGAGAGGCCCGUCGGCAAGUUCUGGCAGCAGUUCCGGCUGCCCUUCGAUGCGAACUUAGAUGCUGUUAAGGCGCACCUGGAGAAUGGUGUUCUGAAGGUAACUAUUCCCAAGCUGGCAGAAGGGAAGGCGAGACAGCCGAGGGUCAUUGACAUCGUGGAGGAUCCCUCUGUCGGCGACAUCAGGGCCUCCAAGACCGAUCUGAAAUGAAACCGCUACCGGAGGAUGAUCUGCUCUACUACGGCCUCCUAGAGUCCCAUCUACUGCUCUGUCCAUCCUUAGUCAGUGAAUCAGAAUGUUUACUGUAUUGGAACCACUUUUGUGCAUCAGAAUAAAUAAAAAGGUUCUUGGUUUUGCUGUUUAA
This is a messenger RNA of Nymphaea colorata (pocket water lily), 1048 nucleotides long. Its product is annotated as 22.0 kDa class IV heat shock protein-like. Lineage: Eukaryota; Viridiplantae; Streptophyta; Magnoliopsida; Nymphaeales; Nymphaeaceae. Bases 388 to 894 code for a protein of 168 amino acids. Gene Ontology annotation, biological process: protein folding; response to hydrogen peroxide; protein complex oligomerization. The transcript is spliced from 2 exons. The record is from RefSeq and is a predicted model, not a curated record.